AUGGAUUUUGACAAUCACCAACAAAAUGAUGAGACAUCAUAUGUGGUGGAACGACAAACACCUGAUAUAGAUGAUGCCUUUCUCUACGACAAUGUCCUAGAAUCAGUAUCAAAGGCCCUUUUGGAUGCAGGCACCGAUAACCUUGUCCUGAGUGAUACCGAGUACUGCAAUGUACGAUCAGCAAUCGGCACAAAGCAAAUACAGUCAAAGAUGCUACUGGAGCUUUUAUAUAUUGACAAGACUUGUGCAGAAGUUCUCAUUGAAGCUUGGAAGAAAAUGGUUGCGGCGACUGCUUCUCGAGACAAGUCCUGCAUCUUCGAUAAUAUAGAAGACUAUGUCGAAUAUCGAAUUGUUGACACCGGGGGGCCUUUUGUGGAUACGUUGAUGCGGUUCGGCAUGGGAAUCCUCUUGACCUCCGACGAGGAAGAAAUGCUUGCUCCUAUAGUUAGACCUGUCUUCGAGGCUCAGGGGCUAGCUAACGACUAUUACUCCUUUGACAUUGAGUAUAAAGAGUUCAAAGAAAGUCAAAGGACAGAGGGGUCGCAUAGUAUGACCAACGCCGUGUGGCUAUAUAUGAAGUGGAACAAUCUUUCCAUUGACGAGGCAAAGGCAAAAGUCGUACAAGUUGUUCGCGGCUACGAAAAGAAUUUCCAACAAUCUGCGAAUGCUUUUAUAGCCGACACAAAGCGCUGCCGCCCCCACUUGCGCGAUUACCUGGGGGCUUUGGCCUUCCAGAUUCCAGGAAACAUUGUCUGGAGCCUUCGAUGCCCUCGUUACCACCCUGAAUUAUGCUCUGAAGCGUCAACUUUACUCCGUCCCGGUAAUGAACAAGACCAUAUUCAAAAUAGCCAAGACCAGCGUCUUCCACCUGCAAAGCAAGAGCUAUCCGACGAUGAAGAUUCCGUUACAAAAUCUAGCAUCAGCUGUUCAUCAAUUGUGGGAACAAGCAACCCAGUCCCGUCGAGCAGAUCCUCGGUAAAUUCAAGGGACGAUUCGACCGACGAGCCGAAGACACAAAGCCGUGCUCAGCUUGGGUCUGAGCAUCUGCUUGCCCCUUACGAAUACAUCAGCUCUCUCCCUUCGAAGGGGUUCCGUGAGGCCUUCAUUGAUGCCUUGAAUGUCUGGCUAGCUCUUCCCGACAGCUCUGUCCAAACUAUUAAAUUAAUAUCACAGAAACUACAUACUUGCUCACUGAUGCUGGAUGAUAUCGAGGAUUCCUCACCGCUUCGCCGUGGCAAGCCAGCCACUCACACAGUAUUCGGCCCGGCUUCCACUAUAAACUCUGCAAACUGGAUCUUGAUUGACGUGAUGGGUGAUGUGCAGGAGCUUCAAACCCCUCAAUGCAUGGAUAUAGUCAUAGAGGAGCUUCGCAAUCUGUUCGUUGGCCAGAGCUUUGACUUGUACUGGACACAACAGGGCGAAUGUCCCACUGAGGAAGAAUAUCUUGAGAUGGUCAGCCAGAAGACUGGUGGCCUGUUUAAUUUGCUCGCGCGGCUGAUGAAGCAAUGUACCCAGUCGCUGCAUCUCAGAGCCAUAUCCCUUGAUUGUGUUUCUUUGCUUGGCCAAUACUUCCAGAUUCGUGAUGAUUAUAUGAAUUUGAUUGACGACGUGUACACGGAAGGAAAAGGUUUCUGUGAAGACCUCGACGAAGGGAAAUUUUCUUUCCCGAUUGUUCACGCCUGGCAUUGCACACCGCCAGACCUUGUCAUGCGCGGUAUAAUCCGAGAAGGAAAGGCCUCUGGUUCCCUUUCUGUCCCUCAUAAGAAAAUGAUUCUGAGUCAUUUGCAUGAAGCGGGGAGUAUGGAAUAUACCCUCCAAGCUAUGAAAAAGCUGCAGAUGCGUAUCAACAAUGACCUCGAGCAUGUUGAGAAGGAGGCUGGUUGCGAGAAUUGGGUCAUGAGGCUGUUGGUUCAUAAGUUGUUCGUAUGA
This is a messenger RNA of Penicillium bovifimosum, 1929 nucleotides long. Its product is annotated as bifunctional terpene synthase/polyprenyl synthetase family protein. Gene Ontology annotation, molecular function: prenyltransferase activity. The record is from RefSeq and is a predicted model, not a curated record. Gene Ontology annotation, biological process: isoprenoid biosynthetic process. The transcript has 9 exons. The coding region runs from base 1 to 1929 and encodes 642 amino acids. Lineage: Eukaryota; Fungi; Ascomycota; Eurotiomycetes; Eurotiales; Aspergillaceae.